GAGGAGGGGAAAUAAAUAAAUAAAUAGAAUAAGUGUGGAGGAGAACACGUGGACAAGCAGAUGCUGACGAUGGUGUAGAUCUGCUUAUUCAGUUAUAUAUCCAGGCCAAUUUUUAGCUGUUUUUGAAUGAAACAGAUAAUUUAAAUCAUGCUUUUUUGAGUUGCCAUUGUUAGAUUCUGCACAGACGUUUAUCUGUGUUUUUGGGCAUCAGAGAACCUUGUUCCCUUUGAGAACAAAUCAGUGAAAAACACCACAGCAGGAGGUUAUAAAGAGAAAUAAAUAAAUAAAAAGCUCUGCCUGCAAGUUACAGAAACGCUUCAUUAUUUUUAUUUAGUUCCCCCUUUUUGGAGCGUGUCAGCAGGAAGCUGAACAUCAGAGGCACCCCAGAUCACACAGAGUUUUCCCUCAGCCUGUGUGCCCGCCUGCCUGCCUGUAUCUUUAGACCACUACCUUACAAAUGAGCAUGCUGCGUCCCUGAGAGAGCUGCUGAUUCUGGGCGGUGCAAAGUGGAGUAUAUCACAUCUGAGUGCAGCAGAGCACAGAGAGGCAGGCACAUCCGCCGCUGUAGGGAUCAAAUCUGUACCAUCUGACGCUUAAGGAUUUAUGGGUUUAGUCAAAAUUGCUUUUCCCACUGUGGAGAUUAAGCACCGUAGGAUGUUUUCCACUCAGGCCGGAGAAUAGCCCAGUUUAGCUGCAGCUGCUGUGAACAGUUUUUCUCCUUCUUAUCAGCUCGGUGCUGAAGGAGGGAAUGUCUCAGGAGGAUAGAGUGCCCCAAACCCUGGCGGGGAGUAGAUUCUGACUGACAGGAGAGGCGCGUCCUCUGGGGAAUGUAAGCCAUGCAAGUGGAUGCCGUCCUUGUUUUCUUCUGGGUUUGGCUCGCCGGCGCAGCUGGAAAGAUGGUUCAGUCAAGAGGUCACAAGCUGGAAACUUACAAGCAAAGCAGGCUACGAAGAGACACCAGGAUGGAAGGAGGAGGUGGUCACAAAUCUGGCAGCCCCAUUUACAAGAGAAGCCCAGACCUGACCAAAUCUCCAAUGACGAAAUCCGAGCAGCUCCUCAGGAUAGACGACCACGAUUUCACCAUGAGGCCAGCGUUUGGAGGUCCUCCGAUUCCUGUUGGGGUUGAUGUUCAGGUUGAAAGUCUGGAUACGAUUUCUGAAGUUGACAUGGACUUCACCAUGACCCUGUAUCUGCGCCACUACUGGAAGGACGAGCGGCUGUCGUUUCCGAGCACCAACAACCAGAGCAUGACCUUCGACAGUCGCCUGGUGAAGAAAAUUUGGGUUCCCGACAUGUUCUUUGUCCACUCUAAACGCUCCUUCAUCCACGACACAACCACAGACAACGUCAUGCUGAGGGUCUACCCUGAUGGCAAUGUCCUCUACAGUCUCAGAGUCACGGUCACUGCCAUGUGCAACAUGGACCUCAGCCGCUUCCCUCUGGACACGCAGACCUGCUCGCUGGAGAUCGAGAGCUACGCGUACACGGAUGACGACUUGAUGCUGUACUGGAAAAAAGGCAACGAAUCCCUGAACACAGAUGACAGGAUCUCUCUGUCUCAGUUCCUCAUUCAGAAAUUUCACACCACCACAAAGCUGGCUUUCUACAGCAGCACAGGCUGGUACAACCGUUUGUACAUCCACUUCACCCUGCGGCGCCAUAUAUUCUUCUUCCUGCUGCAGACCUACUUCCCCGCGACUUUAAUGGUCAUGCUGUCCUGGGUGUCCUUCUGGAUCGACCGCAGAGCUGUCCCUGCCAGGGUGCCACUAGGCAUCACCACAGUGCUGACCAUGUCCACCAUCAUCACUGGGGUCAAUGCCUCCAUGCCUCGGGUUUCUUACAUUAAAGCGGUGGACAUUUACCUUUGGGUCAGCUUCGUCUUUGUCUUCCUCUCGGUCAUCGAGUACGCGGCAGUCAACUACCUCUCCACGGUGCAGGAGAGGAAAGAGAGGAAGCUGAGGGAAAGACUGCCGUGCACGUGUGGCAUCGGAAACCCUGACGAAAUGAUGAUCGACCCCCAGAUCACCGGGUAUGGGUCCAUGGAUGUGAACACCACCGGAAACUAUGGGAUGCCAGAAAACGGUGGUCGCCAGGAGCAAAUUCUGGCUCAGGUGGCUCUGAAUGACCCACAGAUUGCAAGCCGCGUGAAGCCCUCCAGAGGUUAUGUUAACAUCUGGAUAGACACCCAUGCGAUCGACAAGUACUCAAGGGUGGUCUUUCCUGGAGCUUACAUCCUCUUCAACAUCAUCUACUGGUCCAUAUACUCGUAA
Oryzias melastigma (Indian medaka) is the source of this 2270-nucleotide messenger RNA. RefSeq names its product gamma-aminobutyric acid receptor subunit rho-1. NCBI's taxonomy places the organism in Eukaryota, Metazoa, Chordata, Actinopteri, Beloniformes, Adrianichthyidae. Gene Ontology annotation, molecular function: GABA-A receptor activity; neurotransmitter receptor activity; extracellular ligand-gated monoatomic ion channel activity. Gene Ontology annotation, biological process: signal transduction; nervous system process; chemical synaptic transmission. The transcript is spliced from 10 exons. The record is from RefSeq and is a predicted model, not a curated record. Gene Ontology annotation, cellular component: synapse; neuron projection; membrane. The coding region runs from base 837 to 2270 and encodes 477 amino acids.